Solea senegalensis (Senegalese sole) is the source of this 3224-nucleotide messenger RNA. RefSeq names its product cholinergic receptor, muscarinic 5a (gene chrm5a). NCBI's taxonomy places the organism in Eukaryota, Metazoa, Chordata, Actinopteri, Pleuronectiformes, Soleidae. Gene Ontology annotation, cellular component: synapse; dendrite; plasma membrane. The transcript has 2 exons. The record is from RefSeq and is a predicted model, not a curated record. Gene Ontology annotation, molecular function: G protein-coupled acetylcholine receptor activity; G protein-coupled serotonin receptor activity. Bases 561 to 2135 code for a protein of 524 amino acids. Gene Ontology annotation, biological process: G protein-coupled receptor signaling pathway, coupled to cyclic nucleotide second messenger; adenylate cyclase-inhibiting G protein-coupled acetylcholine receptor signaling pathway; chemical synaptic transmission.
AGCAGCAGCAGCAGCAGCAGCAGUGACUCCUCUCAAGUGUCAGCAUCUCUGUGACAUUCUUGACUACGAGGCAACACAGCUGAUUCAGCACAGCUCUGACUCGGGAGGAAAAGUUCCUUCCACUCCUUGAGAUUCUACUCCUUUUCUAAAUGACAGAAGAAGGAUGCUCUACCAUGUACGGAUACCGUUCUCAUCUAGAUUCUCACGUGCUGUUUUGGAUGCUGAUCUCUGCACCUCACGCCUCCUGGUGUCCACCACCCCUCUACCUCCGCCUCUGCUCACACUUCUCCCCCUCGAUCGUCCCUGGCAUAUGAGGUCAAGUUCUGGGGCUUUCUCGACCACCUCGGUCCUCGCUCCAGCUGUUCUGUGACCCUGAUGCCUCAGUGCCACACUUGACCCGACGGCUUCCCAGGCAAAACAGAGGGAUUUACUCUGACCUCCUGCUUCCGACCAGAGGGAAAAUAAUCUGUCCUUUAACAGCUAAUAGAAGAGACCAUCACGCGGGGGAUGAGAAAUCCCAACACACUUGUCAUGCUUGGACGCCAAUAAAUCGCACAACCAUGGAGGGAGAGAAUCUACUGAACUCCACCGUGAAUAGCACCGCGAUGGACAUCCACCCAGUGACUCACAACCUCUGGGAGGUGAUCACCAUCGCGACCGUGUCGGCGAUAGUCAGCCUCAUCACCAUCGUGGGCAAUGUCUUGGUGAUGCUCUCGUUUAAAGUCAACAGCCAGCUGAAGACGGUGAACAAUUACUACCUGCUGAGUCUGGCAGCUGCGGACCUCAUCAUAGGUGUUUUCUCCAUGAAUCUAUACACCUCUUAUAUACUGAUGGGCUACUGGGCCUUGGGAAACCUCGCCUGUGACCUGUGGCUGGCUGUAGACUACGUAGCCAGUAAUGCGUCCGUCAUGAACUUGUUGGUGAUCAGUUUCGACAGAUAUUUCUCCAUCACCAGGCCUCUGACAUACAGGGCCAAAAGGACUCCUAAACGAGCGGGGAUUAUGAUAGGCUUAGCCUGGCUGGUGUCUCUCAUCCUGUGGGCUCCGCCGAUACUCUGCUGGCAGUACUUUGUGGGGAAACGGACAGUCCCGGAGAAGCAGUGCCAGAUCCAGUUUUUCUCAGAGCCCGUAAUAACCUUCGGGACAGCGAUUGCAGCCUUUUACAUCCCCGUGUCAGUCAUGACAAUCCUCUACUGUCGAAUCUACAAGGAGACGGAGAAGAGGACCAAGGACCUGGCUGAACUUCAGGGGAUUAACCAUAGCACAGACUCUGGGGUCAGUCAGCCUCAGAAGACCAUGAUCCGAUCCUGUUUUAGCUAUAAAAAAACUUCCCAAGACAGAAACCAAGCCUCCUGGUCAUCUUCCAACAGGAGCAAUGCCACCAAAUCAGCGGCCAGCACAAAUGACGAGUGGUCCAGAGCUGGUCAGCUGACCACCUUCAACAGUUAUGCCUCCUCGGAUGACGAGGACAAGCCCGUUUCACCGGGAGGCUUCCAGGCCCCGGACAGGGACCAGGCCUGCGACACGAGCAAGAGCGGAGUGGGCCGUGAGAGCGAGCAGCUCGGCAGCUUCGACGAAGACAACUUCUUCCAGAUGCUGCCAAAAAGCAACUCUCAGAGGAGCGGCAAGUGUGUGUCGUACAAGUUCAAAGCCACGGCCAAAGACGCUCACGGCGAGCACCAGGGCAAGAACGGGGACGCCAAGAUGACGUCGUCGACGUUCUCCUCGGCCGAGUCCAUGAGCGCUCCGUCCACGUCCUCCGCGUCUAAACCCAUAGACGCCAUCCUGAAAAGCCAGAUCACCAAGCGGAAGAGGAUGGUGCUGAUCAAGGAGCGAAAGGCAGCUCAGACUCUGAGCGCCAUCUUGCUGGCGUUCAUCCUGACGUGGACGCCCUACAACAUCAUGGUGCUCAUUUCGACCUUCUGCUCGGACUGCAUCCCCCUCUCCCUGUGGCAUCUCGGCUACUGGCUGUGCUACGUCAACAGCACGGUUAAUCCCAUGUGCUACGCCCUGUGCAACAAGACUUUUCAGAAGACCUUUCGCAUGCUCUUGCUCUGUCAGUGGAAGAAGAAAAGGAUUGAGGAGAAACUGUACUGGUACGGACAGAAUCCCGUGGUCAGCUCCAAACUCACAUGAAUUAAUGCUUUCCGAGACGCACGGUGACAGUAGUAAAUUGUCUGGAAUUCAUAUAUAUCUAUAUAUAUAUAUAGAUAUAUAUCUAUAUAUAUACUUAUAUGUGUUGGUCAGCAGUUAUUUCUGCUCAGACUAUGAAAAUGGAAGCACAUGUUAAAGUGGUCUGAAUAUGCUUUAAUCAAUGACAGUGUACAUAGUUUUAAAAAGGGAAGAUUGGUGCUUUCAUACAAUAAAUGCCAUCAAUUAUAACACAUGUAUUAUUUCCUAUUUUAGUGUAUUUGUAUUCAAGUUGCACUGUCUAAUAACUGACUUGCUAUAUAGGUCCAUAAUUGUCGGGGCUGUGUUGGUACUGAGGAGUUGGUUUGUUUAUUUUUCAAGGGCUAAUACGUCUCAUGUCUUCUUGAUGUUGGAAUCUGCUUGCAAAGUCAAAAUCAAAUCGAAUCAAUGUGCUGUUGUCAUUUGUAAGAGGAGUGAAUAUAAAUGAAUAUCCGUGGUUCUCAUUUGACACGUUCUGUCCUGUAAAGUGUAAUUAUUCCAUGAAUUGAAUUUACAAAAAUAAUAAAUAAUAUUAAAUGAAAGCGUACCCGAACAACAAAAACAACAUUUUCAUAAAGCUCGCCGAACAGUAUCACUGUUUACAACAGUUCACGGAGGAUUAAGAGCACAGAGUAUUUAAUUUUAUUUUUUAUUAUCCUCAGGUUUUUUUAUUUAUUUAAUUUAUUUCCUUUUGAGUAUUAAAAUUAAAACAGUAUUUGUACAGUAACCAAAUCAAUUUGUCUUCAUAUCUUUGUUGUAUUUCUGGUAAACUUGUAAUGUCCUGUGGCAAAACAAAACUUUGUGAAAUGUUCUUUAACCAAAAGAUAUUUUACAUGUGUCAUAAACGAAACACUUUCUUGCUGCUGUAAAAAAAAAAAAAAACAGAACUCUGCACUGACUUGAGGAAUGAGAGGCACUGUUUUGCUGCUUGUAUUGAUAUGCUGGAAAAAGACUUGAUGCAUUUUUUUUUUACAACUUUGUUUGUGUUUAACUCUUCGUUCUUCGGUAUUUCGCGAUUAUGUUCAUGGAAUUUCUGAAUAAAAUGUGCUGAAGUCA